Xenia sp. Carnegie-2017 is the source of this 1874-nucleotide messenger RNA. RefSeq names its product cilia- and flagella-associated protein 53-like. NCBI's taxonomy places the organism in Eukaryota, Metazoa, Cnidaria, Anthozoa, Malacalcyonacea, Xeniidae. The record is from RefSeq and is a predicted model, not a curated record.
CUACAAGUGACGAACAUUUUAACGUUCAAAAUAAAAUAUUGCAGCGAAAUUCUUGUGUUUAUUCUUCUUUUGCCAGUUUCAAAAUGUUGGCAGAUUAUACUCGGCAAUAUAGAGAUUAUACAGGUCCUACACCACAUUCAGUAGCAAUAAAGGCAAAACCAAUAAGGAAAAAACCUCCCGAGCAUCUGAUAUUAGAAAGAAGACGCAACGAAGGAUACGUUGAGAAGACGAUGAAAGAGAAAAAGGAUUUGAAGCAAUGUGAUUUAAAGUCACAAUGGUUGAAAACUACCAACAAGCGUAUUGAAAGGAACACACUCAGGAGACGCGUUCAACAGGAAAUGUUGAGAGGAGGAAAAUUUGCGUUGGAAGAUAGACGCUCGAUGCUUCGGCAAAUGUUGUUGACCGAACAACAGGAUUAUAUUCGUGAAAUGGAGAACAUGGAAGAGACCACUUUGGAAAGGCAAGCCAAGAUGAGAGAACGAGCUAAACAUUUAAAAGAGAAAAGAGAAAGGGAGAGAAAAGAACUUGUGGAAGACAAAUUGGAACAACGAUGGAGGAAUCAAUGUGAAGAGCUUAGAUCCAUUAAAUCAAAACAAAACCAAGAUCAGAUUUGUCAUGAGAGGUAUGAGCAAAUCCUCCUCAAAGAAGAAGAGAAGAAGACAAAAGAGAUAGACAAGAUGUAUUGUGAACUAUGGGAGACAGAUCGUGUUUCAAAAGCUCAACGAGAAGAAGAGCAGGGAAGAAAUUUGAUUGAGAGAAACAGAGAAUGCCUUGAGGUUCUGCAGCUUCAAAUUCAAUCAAACAGACAGAAGGCAGAAGAAGAAAAAAGGUUGAAAAAUCUAGAAGCAGAGUGGUUGAAGGAGGAAACAAGACUACGCAAGGAAGAGGAGGAGUGGAUGAAGAAGGAAAAGAGGAAACGACAAGAGCAUGAGAAACAUAUCCGUGAUGCCUCAAUCCAGACAGAAGAAAAGGAAAAGGAACAAAACGAAGAGCUUGCCUUAGAACAUCAACUGAUGCAGAAACUCCUCGAGGAAACUCGCAAGGAAGAGAAGGCUGACAUGCAGAGAAAGAAUGAUGUUCGUGAAGAGAACUUGAGGUUCAUGGCAUAUGUCGCACAGAAUCGGAAGGAGAAAAAAUUGGAAGAAAUGAUUCAAGAAGAAGUGAAAUUAAAAUGGGAGAAAGAUCUUGCUAAAUAUCGUCUAGAGAAGGAAGCAAGGAAAAAAUUACUGGAAAAUGUUGUGGAAAGUCGACGACAACAGAUGAAUGCAAGAAGUAAAUGUGACAUUAAUGGGAAAUAUUUGGCAAAAUGCGAAAAAGAAAAGAUGGAAAUGCAAGAGAUUUUGGAAGAGCACAAGCGAUUGGAGGACGAGUCAAGUAAACAUUUGAAACAACAAAAGAAAACAUAUCAAAGAGACCUAGAGAUGCAGGUGGCUUAUCAGAAAACAAUGAAAAGCAGAGAGAAAGAUGAAGAAUUACAACAUUACCUUAUGGGAAAAGAAGCAGAAAAGGAAUAUCAGAUGAGACUCAAGGCCGCAUUGGACAGACCUCAUAGUGAAAAGCUACACCCAUCAACGAAAAAUAACUGAGCAACAUGGAGGCUCAGCUCGCUAAUUUUAUAACUUAACUUGUGUAAUAUAAAUAAACUUUGAAAGUCAUGAAAAGCAAACUGAUAUUGCUGAAGGAUUGAUCUUUAGUAUUAUUGAAUCCUUAAGGUGAUAAAUUAGAUCAUUUCUCACUUGGACUUUGGAUAAAUAUUUUAAAAGUUUCCAUAGUUGAAAUGCUCUGCUCAUUUUUACCUGUGUCCAAGUCAAUAUUGUCAAAUCUUUCCAUUGUUUGUAAAUUGAUAUUGAAUAAAGACAAGGCUUUAACCUGAA